Messenger RNA from Theobroma umbraticum, 5050 nucleotides. Lineage: Eukaryota; Viridiplantae; Streptophyta; Magnoliopsida; Malvales; Malvaceae. The record is from RefSeq and is a predicted model, not a curated record.
AAAAAAAAAAAAAACUACUGCUCGCUGCACUAAUAGGAAAGCCACCCAACAAACAAGAUCUCUCUUUCUUUCUCUCUCUAAAACCUUCCCUUUCUUUUUAUCUUCUUCUGCUACAAUUUCAGAGAUUUUGACCCCACCUUCUCUCAACUCAUAUAACACCCGCAUAGAUAUCUUCUUAGAUUGCCCCUUUCUCCACUUCUAAAUCUUUUCGUCUUCUUUCUUUUAUUUUUUUUUCUGUUUUCUUUUCAUUAAAAAUCUUAACUUUUACUCUUAUAUAUAUGUUUUAUGUUUACAAAGAUUGAGUUUUUAACAAUCAAAGGAAACAUCUUUAGGCAUAUAAUUUUGUUAUUAUCAUUGUCAUUGUGGCUACCACAAGAAGGCAGCUACCUUCAGACUCUGGAGCCUUUGCCGAUUGGGCGACGUCAUCGUCCACAGCAAUCCGAGCUGGCCCCGAUGACCUAUCCCUCGGCUUUAAUGCGAAUGCUGCCGCCGCGGCUGCUGCUCCUGGAUCCACCACCGCCCAAUGGCCACCCUCAUCUCGUCAAAUCAACUACGGACUUCCCCAUGAAAUGGGGAUGGUUGGUCUCCGCGAUGUCUUCGUUGUUGCUCCAGCUUCUUCUUUUAACCAUCACCACCACCAUCAUCACCACCAUACUCAAGAUCCCAUCAUGGCAAAUGAUCAAAUCAACGGUCAAAAUGCUUCUACGGCACUUGGCGUCGGUGUUGGCGUCGGUGUUAUCCCUCUUCUUACAGCAACUCCGUGUUUAGCUCCACAGAAUAUGGAAGAUUCUGAUUUGUUGAGUAACAAUGGUCGUAAUAAACUUAGUGGGAUGCAGUUAUGGCAGAAUCAAAAUUCUUCUUCUCAUUAUCUUAAAAAACCAUCAUCAGUUCCUGAUAACAAUAAUUCUUCUUCUAUGAAUUUGAUACAAAGCAGCGGUGGCGGUGGGAUGGGAGGUGGGAGUGGCGGUUCGGGUUCAAGCUCAGGGGCCACGUGUCAAGAUUGUGGGAACCAAGCCAAGAAAGACUGUACUCAUAGGAGAUGUAGAACAUGUUGUAAAAGUCGGGGUUUUGAUUGCCCUACUCACGUGAAGAGCACGUGGGUACCUGCUGCUAGGAGAAGAGAGCGUAUGCUCAUGGUGGCCGCAGCUACUGCUGGAGCUGGCUCAUCAGGGUCGACUUCUGGGGCUAAGAAACCUAGACUGAUAACUUCACAGACUACAACAACUUCUCAUACAUCAACUUCAAAUACUACCCCUCCUAGGAGCUUUGACACUAGCUCAAGUCACCAAGAUGCAGGUUUUAAAGAGUCAUUGCCGGGGCAAGUACGUGCACCGGCGGUAUUCAAGUGUGUAAGAGUGACAGCAGUGGAGGAUGGUGAGGAUGAGUAUGCAUAUCAAGCAGUUGUUAAGAUUGGUGGACAUGUGUUCAAGGGGUUUCUUUAUGACCAAGGAGUUGAAGGAAGAGAGGGGUUUCCUAAUAUAUCCGAAUUGCAUUUAGGUGGUGGCGGCGGCGCCGGUGGUGGUGGUGGAGGGAGUGGGAGAAAUGGGGGAUCAUCGUCGUCUCCAGUUCUUGAUCCUUCUGAGGUUUAUGCAGCCACUGGAGGUGGCUUGCUUGCUGGUUCAAGUUAUGGUAAUCCAAUAAACUGAGAUCAUCUUCCGAGUAAAAGCCUUCAUUAUGGGAUGUAACAUAAUAUUCCAGUAACUCUCAGUUCUGCUGGUUGAGUAAUGAACCCGAAGUAAAUGUGGAAUUCAUGAUUAUCGUGCUUCUUUAGACUUUAGUUUGAGAAGUAGUUGUUGUGUCACCAUCAUUCAUUGCCUAAGAAGAAAGAGCAUUACAUGGAUGUCGCUGUCGGCCCACUUUACUGCUGUGGCAUUUCUGCAAUGUGGACAAGCCUGCAAUUGCUUGUAUUCAUGAAUGCUUGAUGUACUUGCUUCUUCUGUCAUCCUGGUAUGAGAAAUGUCCUCUACCGAAAUUUCAACUUUAGGCUUGUAUCUAAUCCUUGUAUGUUAUAUUUUAAUCUUUGAAUAACCUUUUUUUCUUGGUAGAAUAUUAAUGCUGAAUUCUGCACCCAUUGCCCCACCUGUUCCAGGAGACAUUGAUUAUGUACUUCCAUGCACUAUAGGUUUUGAUGAAGUGAAUUUGCUAAUAUAGCUAUUCUUACAUUUUGAUUUAAUUGAAUAUUUGUUUGCUUUUUGGUGAAAGAGAACUAUGCAAUGUAUUGGAUAUUUGUGCAAUAUCCUAUCAGUUUGUGGGUUUUCUUCUGGCUCACUUGUGCAAACCAGGACAAUAGAUGUCGGAGAUGUCGUUUGGCUUCUAAUGGUACUUUAUUCCUUAAGAUGCUGCAAAUAUAUGUAAUUCAUCCUUUUGGCUAUGAUCUGGUGUAUAAUGUUGACUAAUGUGGAUUAAAAUAAGAAGAGGCAUGUAUUUAAAAUUGUUGUUUGUCUCUUACUUUCGGCCCAUUGGCAUGUUGUCCCCCUUUUGAUGUCUGCAUAUAUUAUAGUAAUAGGUGGAUUUCAUCAUGUAGAUUGCAUUAUCACUCUUUCUUUCUAUAUUUGCCUGUAUUUUAUGCUACUAAUCUAAAAUGCUGCGGGCUGCAUGUAAACCAUGUAUGCUGAGAAAACAGUCUCAAUUGUUUGUUUGCAGCACUUAGCUUUAUCAGACACCAAAUAUCUAUGACACAUGACGGUAUCCACCUCCACUUUUAUUUUGUUUUUUGGUUCUUUUGGAAAUCUAGGGUAUAUUUCAUAUUUAUGCUGGGAACCGACCUAUGACAUACUUGAUCCAUUUUACUUUCUUUGGACAUAUGACUCUCAAGCUGAAGUAUCCAUAAAGAAGGAAUUACUGCUUUAGAAAGACAGAAAAAAUAACAAUGUAUUUCUUAUUGGUUAUAGGUUUAAGAUGUAUAUAUAAUGAAUUAGUUUGUUUCUUGUAGAUGAUGAAGAUGCUGAGAGUGUGAAAGGUUUUGCAAUUUAGAUAAUUUAUUGCUUGGUUUUGCACUAUGCAGAUGUACAUUGAAUUUUGCUAUUAAAUAUCUUCAUGGGAUGUGCAAUUGAUUUACAACUGCUUCGACUAAAUAAUUGCAUCUUUUAAAUUUUCAUGACUUAUCAGCUGUGAUAGAGAUUGGAAUCAAUCUUUACCAAAAUUUGUGUGUUGUUAAAUACUGAUAAUCUAGUUAGUGUGGCCAUGUUGAACUAUUUCUGACAAGAUCUUCACUGCUACUGAAGCAUUGAGAAGAAAUUUCCCUUUUAUAUCUUCCUCUCAGAUUUCUUUUUUUUGUAGGAGUCGUCGUCUUUUCAUGCUUCUGCACGUAGAAAACUCUAAAAAUCAGCUUGUAUUUGAUCAAUUUCUGGUAAGUUUAUUUAUUGUUCAAUGCUGAAAGCAUUGAGAAGGGCUUCCAUUUUAUCUUCCUCAAAAAUUUUUAAAUGGUUCAGGCUAAUAUUCUUUUGUCUCCAUGCUACUGCAUAUAGAAAGAGAAUGGCUUCCAAAAACUCGUGCUAAAGCUUACAAGUUAAUUAAAAAGAGUGUAUAUCAUUAUAGUCACCAUCUUUUAAAGGUUGAGAUGACAAAAGCAAGAGAAUUCAGAGUUUUUCCACCAUUAAAUGCAUAAGUAAAAACUAUUGGAGGUACUUAGCUUCCAGCAGUAGCAUCAAAUUAAAGCUUGUAUAUAUGAGGAUGUGCUUUUGUGUGUAUUCACCCUUCUAGCUUCAACUGAUCUUUAUUUGGCCUCCUCUUUUCCUCAUUUUUCUCUACGUGUCUGUUUGUCUGUUGUUUUUGUUGGCAUGCAACUAGUUAUCUGUAUCUGACAUUAUUAUGAUUGGGUGCAAAUUGAUCUUGAGCUUUAAUUUGUAUAUUGUAAAUGAAUUUGUGCAUGAACACAGCAGACAGCACAUGAUGUUGGGAGUAUCUGCUUCAUUUCAACCUGCUGAUUGAUGAGUGACACAAUUUAAAUUGUUUGGUGAUGUAAAAUUAAUUAAUUGCUCAUCUCACAUGCAAACAGUCUUUUUGUUGCCCACUCAUAUAAAAAUGAUAAGUUUAGAAGUGUUGGAAUCUGCAAUGUUUCUGAUGAAUAUAAAAAAUCAACAUGUGGUCUGCAUUAAACACCCUUUGUCUCUAGUUGGAAUCUUAACAGCAUGACAACCCGCAUUGCCUUAUUAUUAAUGUGCAUCCCUGAUUUGUUUCUUCGUGAUUGUAAGAUGAUUUCGUUUUUCUGCUUACGGGGAAAGUCUACUUUCAUCUUGGCAUAAUCUUGUUUGAAUAACCAAAAAUUACUAGAAAGCUACACGAUUCAAGGAAAUUCUACUCAAACCACUUGGUGCAUUGUAUGCUGAGCUUAAGAGUCUGGUCAAUCCCACAAAUGGUUAAAACUUUUUAAGUUAAAUAUGUUUACUUAGCACGUGGACCAGGUCUGCCUGACUAAGCAUCUAGCUUAAAUAGUGAUGAUUGAUUGUUUAUUAUUGUUAUUAUGUAGCUAUAAGCUAUCUAAAAGUCAAUAUGCAAAAAUGUUCCCAGUUACUACUGAUAUAUCUGCAAUCCGCAAGAUUGUUUCAGCAAGUGCAGUUACUCGAGUCUUAUGGCCAAUCGUUUGCUGCAGUAGUUCUCUGUAAAGCAUUCUAGACGUGCACUUUACAUCUUGUGAGGGCAACUUACAUGUAUGACUGUAGAAUCCCAUCUUCAAAUCUCAUGCUCUUUAGAGCAUGAAUGUUGUUUUUCAGUAUAAUAGGAAGGGUAGCAUGAUUAUCUGUAAUUACUUCUUGAAAUGCCCUAUAAUGGAAAGAUAAGUUGAACAUAUGGGAAUAGAGAGCCUGUUUUAUAAAUAUGUAGGUGAUAGAUAAAAUGUUUUUGCUGCAAGUAGGGUUUGAAUGUUGUAAAUGGUAUUGGCUUGAACCAAGCUACUGACCUAUUAUACCCUUGAAGGAUAUGGGGAAGAAUUUUCUUCUAAAUGCUGUGUAAUUCUCAAGUAAUGGUCAUAAUAACUUGUCUUUGAAGUCGAUUAUAACUGAUGGAAAUAUAAGCUAUCAUGGUGCCUUUGCAAAUUGGAGUAUGUUCAGAG